Pseudonaja textilis is the source of this 3228-nucleotide messenger RNA. Lineage: Eukaryota; Metazoa; Chordata; Lepidosauria; Squamata; Elapidae. The record is from RefSeq and is a predicted model, not a curated record.
AUGGAUCGCUUGCCGCCGUCGAUGCGCAAGCGGCUCUACAGCCUCCCGCAGCAGAUCGCGCCCAAAGCUUCGCUGAUGGACGAGGAGGAGGAGGACGGAGGAGGAGGAGGAGGAGGAGGUGGCGGUGGCGGCGGUUGCAAGGAUGCGCGGCGCAAAAGCAUCCGCUUGCACCCGCUCUCGCCCUCCUCCGCCGCUGUCCCCGGGCCGACGGCCGCAGGAGCCGGCCCUGCGGAGGGCGCAGAGGCGGCGGCGGCGGCGGCGGCGGGCGGCGGGCUUGGCCGGCCGAGCGCCAAGAGCAGCACCAACGGCGACUGUCGGCGUCUGAAGGGCAGCCGCUCGUCUCUUGCCGGCCGCCACCCGCACGACUCGGCCGAGGGUCGCCGCCUGAUCGGCCACGAAGGCCAAGCCGCCUCCCCGGACGACGAGCGGAGCCCCCCGGGCCUGGCGGAAGCCCCCCACGCCGCCGCCGCCGCCUCCUCUUCGUCUUCCUCCACCCCGGUGGGCGCUCCCCGCCAGGACCCGCCGCCCGACGCGGCCUUCGUGAAGGUGGAAGGCGCCGGGGGGGCGUCGGGGGACCAGAUCAGCCCGGACGACGAGCUCCAGUUCGGCCAAGCCGGCUUCAUGCAACGUCAGUUUGGGGCUCUGCUGCAGCCCGGCGUGAACAAAUUCUCCCUGCGGAUGUUCGGCAGCCAGAAGGCGGUGGAGAGAGAACAAGAGAGGGUCAAGUCGGCCGGCUUCUGGAUCAUCCACCCUUACAGCGACUUCAGGUUCUACUGGGACCUCACCAUGUUGCUCCUCAUGGUUGGGAAUCUGAUCAUCAUCCCUGUAGGCAUCACCUUCUUCAAGGAUGAGAACACCACCCCAUGGAUUGUCUUCAAUGUGGUCUCAGAUACCUUCUUCCUCAUUGACCUGGUUCUCAAUUUCCGCACGGGGAUUGUGGUGGAAGACAACACAGACAUCAUCCUGGACCCCCAGAGGAUUAAGAUGAAGUAUCUCAAAAGCUGGUUUGUGGUGGAUUUUAUCUCAUCUAUUCCGGUAGACUAUAUUUUCCUGAUUGUGGAGACCCGCAUCGAUUCGGAGGUGUAUAAGACAGCGCGGGCUCUGCGGAUUGUCCGUUUCACCAAAAUCCUCAGCCUCUUGCGACUCCUGAGACUGUCUAGGCUCAUACGGUACAUCCAUCAGUGGGAAGAGAUCUUCCAUAUGACCUAUGACCUGGCCAGUGCCGUGGUACGGAUCGUCAACUUGAUUGGCAUGAUGCUGCUGCUGUGCCAUUGGGAUGGCUGCCUCCAGUUCCUCGUGCCCAUGCUCCAAGAAUUUCCAGGGGAUUGUUGGGUUUCGCUGAAUCGUAUGGUGUACAAGCAAGUCGAACAAUACAUGUCUUUCCACAAACUUCCAGCUGAGAUGCGCCAGAGAAUCCACGACUACUAUGAACAUCGGUACCAGGGCAAAAUGUUUGACGAGGAGAGCAUCUUGGGAGAACUAAGUGAGCCCCUGAAAGAGGUGAGCGAAAUUUGCCUGCUGACUCGUGGCCGGCGCACAGCCAGUGUGAGAGCUGACACGUACUGCCGUCUCUACUCCCUUUCGGUGGACAAUUUCAACGAAGUAUUAGAGGAAUAUCCCAUGAUGAGAAGGGCCUUCGAAACAGUGGCACUGGAUAGGCUGGACCGCAUUGGUAAGAAGAACUCCAUCCUUCUCCAUAAGGUCCAACAUGACCUCAACUCGGGUGUCUUCAACUACCAGGAGAACGAGAUCAUCCAACAAAUUGUGCAGCAUGACCGAGAAAUGGCUCACUGUGCCCAUAAUGUUCAAGCGGCAGCGGCCGCAGCGGCAUCGACUCCCACGCCUGUAAUUUGGACCCCGCUGAUCCAAGCUCCUCUGCAGGCCGCCGCCGCCACCACUUCGGUAGCAAUAGCGCUGACUCACCACCCACGCCUUCCCACAGCCAUUUUCCGCCCUCCGGUCUCUGUUCUGGGCUCCCUGGGGCAGACGCAAAGCCAGACUCCGAGGCGCUUACGGAAACUCCAUUCUUUGGUGUCUUCUGCCGGACCUUCCAUCAUGGGUUCCCCAUCAAGCACGCCAUCCCAACAGCACACGCCAGGAGUGGAGACCCUUUCCUCCUCCUCCUUCCAGAUCCAGCAGUUGGCUGGGUUUACCGCAUCAGCCACCCUGGGUCAGUUGCACCGGUCCUUGGCCAGCUCUCCAUCUGCUGGGUCGACGCAGCAAAACCUGGGCAGCCCAACAUCUACCGGACUGGAGCAGCUGUGUCCUGGGCCUCUGGAUUUGACAGAAGGGGCUGCUCGGCAGCAGGCUUCAGAUACCAGCUUUGGCCCAUUCCAGAAGGCUCCUCCGAGUUCUCCACCAGCCACCGCCCCCUCUUCGUUCCCUCAACUCUCUUCAAAUUCCCCCGUUAGUCCUUGCAGCCACUUGCAACCUACGGGCAGGCCCCACUCCACGGGGCAGCUGAUGCAGCUCUCAGGAACUGGAGGGACCAACCACUUCCAGUUGCCCCCUUCAUCCAGUUCUCCCUCCUCUGGCUUACGCCAGCUGUCCCAGGCCUCAGGAGGCCCCCCUCCUGCCUCCGGCCCCACCCAGCCAAGUGCAUUAGGCCCUUCCGCCGAGACGGCCACUGUUGCUCAGUUGCACCAGGAACGGUCCCCCUUCGCUUCUCUGUCUCCCCCCAAGCCCGGUCCUGUACCCCCACCCUUGUACCCCCUACCAUCAGGCCUUAGCCCUCCCAGUCAAAGCCUGCCCCCCAGGACUUUCCAGUGCAGCCCGUCGGGGGUGCUGGGUUCUCAAGGCUCUUUGCUCCUGCCUCAGACCUCCAGCCCACCUGCCCAGGUGCUCCAGCCCCGGAAUCGGCCACUGGUUUUGCCAGGACGUUUAAGCCAGGACCUCAAGUUGAUCUCCGCCUCCCAACCGUCUCUUCCCCACGAAGCAGCGCAGACUUCAAGCCCACAGUCCUCCUCCCGGGAGUCCGUUUCUAGCUUCUCCUCGUUCUCCGGAGGAGGCAAAGGCAGCGACAUCGGGGGAGGCCCCAGACCUCUGGGGAAGCCAUAUAGUUCGGGGCCAGGACGAGUCACUCUACCACGCCAGACAUCCUCAGGUUCUCUGCCCCAACCCCCUGCAUUCGCCAUUUCCUCCUCUCUGCCCGUUGCCGAAAGGAAAGGAUCUCUACAGCUGAGUGGGGAACAAGAGCCCACCCGCUCAAAACUGCCUUCCAACUUGUGA